AUGCCCGUGGUACGCCGUGGAAAAUGGUUGACUUUCUCUCCAGACCGCAGCUGCAGAAGACUUCCGCUUUGGUUGGUGGCCAUGGCAGGGUGCCUGGCGCAGGCGAAUCGGAAGGCAGCUCAUGCCUCACACGCGCGGCUGGCGCUGACUGCCAGCAGGCCGUGCAGCUUCGCAGUCCAAAGUCAGCAGCUGACAGCCCUGUCCGUUGCGCAGAGUGCAUGCGCCUCUCUAAACGUGCAAUUCGGGCCAUGCAAGGCGGUGUCGGCUGGGCAGGUGAAUUCCAAAGAGCAGCACCAAAGGGCUGCAAAGGAAGUUCAUGCCCCAGAAGUUCCGGGCAACCGACCAUCAUCCACCAACUCAAAACAAGGCGCAGAUCAAAGCAAGGCGAGCGUGUGCCUUUGUGGCCGAGUGAAGCCAUCCUUUGGAUGGCCGCAGGAUGCAAAGCCCGCAUAUUGCGGUAGAUGCAAGUCCCAGGGGAUGGUCAAACUCAGCGGCACCAGGUGCCGCUGUGGCAAGGCGGUGCCCAUUUUUGGGAAACCCGGCGAUGCACGGCCCGUUUGCUGCAGCAAGUGCAAGGAUGAAAAUAUGGUGGACAUCAAGCAUCUCAGGUGUCAGUGCAGCAAAGCCCAGCCGAGCUUUGGCUACGCCGGCGACAUGCGGCCCACUUGCUGCAAGGCAUGCAAGUCUGAAGGCAUGGUGGAUAUCAAACAUCCCAGGUGCAACUGCGGAAGUGGUCGACCUUCUUUUGGUUUUGUCAAUGACAAAAAGCCCGCUUGCUGCAGCAAGUGCAAGGUUGGUGGCAUGGUCAGUAUAGUGAGUCCAAUGUGCAAGUGUGGACAAUCUCGCCCACACUUUGGCUUUGUGGAUGACAAGAAGCCGUCUUGCUGCAGCCAGUGCAAGCUUGAUGGCAUGGUUGCUAUUGUGCGUCGAAAGUGUAACUGUGGCGAUAAAUCGGCUUUAUUUGGGUUUGCCAAUGGCAUAAAGCCAUCUUGCUGCAACAAUUGCAAUCUUGAUGGCAUGAUAAAUAUUGUGAGGCCAAAGUGCAAGUGUGGCAAGUCUCGGCCUUACUUUGGUUUUCUCAGUGACAGCAAGCCCUCUUGCUGCAGCAAGUGCAAACUUGAAGGCAUGGAGGAUAUUGUGAGUCGAAAGUGCAAGUGUGGCAAAGCGCUACCUUACUUUGGUUUUGUCAAUGAUUCGCGGCCUACUUGCUGCAGGCAGUGUAAACAAACAGGCAUGAUCGAUAUCCGCAGUCGCAGGUGCCAAAAGUGCAGCAAGAAGGCUGGCUACCCAGACGCAGCUGGUCGGCCGCGACAGCUUUGUGCGGCCCAUUCAGCCGAAGUAGGAGCUCAUGUGCUCUCCUCAAACAGUCGAUCUCGUGUUGCCAGUAAAUUAUUCGAUGCAUUGGAGAACGAGUUGGGCCACACGUUUCCCUUCCGUUUCAGAUGGGACCCUACGACCAGCACGUGGUAUGGCCAGGAGUCAAUAGGGCUGGUGCCGAAUCGCAACCUGCGGCCUGAUGCGGUUGACCCAAAAAAGGGCAAGGUGGUCGAAUUCUUAGGCAACUUCUACCAUGGCUAUCCUCCGAACCAUCCCCAGUAUGGCAGCUUCACUUGCGUGGGCGGCCGACCUGCAUCCGAGCUGUACGCGGAGACCAUGGCCCGACUGGACUUGCUCCUGGCCGAGGGGCUGCACGUUUUCUACAUCUGGGAGCACGAAUUCAAGGAGUGGCAGAGGGAAGCCGCCUCCAGUACCAUCCAGUCGACUGCUUUGCCUUUGCCGAAAAGGUAUCAGAAAGUGUUGCUCUGCGACAGUCAGGCCAACUCGGAGCUCCUGGCGGGGUGCAACUGCAAUCAAGGGUAUGUUGCUGAUGUUGAUCUAGCAUAUGAGAUGUGGGCUGAUGGCAUUCUGUGUCCUUGGUGUGCCGUGCUCCUUGUGAAGCAUGCCCGCGCAUUUGCUGGAAGUAGCAUUUGGGAGCGCAAGCAUGGGAUGUGCAGUUGA
Effrenium voratum is the source of this 1998-nucleotide messenger RNA. NCBI's taxonomy places the organism in Eukaryota, Dinophyceae, Suessiales, Symbiodiniaceae. The record is from the annotation of a GenBank genome assembly.